UUUAAGUAGAACUGGAACUUCCGGCAAAUGACUACAUAGCGAAAGGUGAAAGUGCUGUUGUUUGUUAUCAAAAUCGUUGUUUGUUUUCAGUUUCCGGUCAUAAUAACCAACAAGAGAUCAACUUUCGCGGCUAUUAACAAGGAAACAUAGAAAGUACUGAGACUUUGAGCUCUGAAGUGUGUGUUUGGACAACUGUUAGCGAACAUUAGCACACGAGCUAACCGGCUAGCUCGCUCAGCUGAUACCUGGACGCAGAAACCUGGAGCUGGACGCGCUCCGUGUCGGACCUCUAACCCGUGUUAGAACCGUUUCUCCUGCGCUCAGAACGGAGAAUCUUCCCGUUUCAUGUGUGACCUGGGGCCGGUUUGGACUUUUUAAUGGGAGGCGGCUUGCUUUGGAGGAGUGGACACUGCGGGCGCCAGUUGCGAAGAAAGCGGAGGUCCUGGCUACCUGUCGGGCUCAGAUGGAGUCUCUGGCCGGGUACGUGUACAAGGCAGCCAGCGAGGGCCGAGUCCUGACCCUGGCCGCGCUGCUGCUCAACCACUCGGAGGGAGAGACCCGGUACCUGCUCAGCUACGUGACCCAGCUCGCCGGACAGAGGUCCACCCCGCUCAUCAUCGCGGCCCGGAACGGACACGAUAAAGUGGUCCGGCUGCUCCUGGACCAUUACCGAGUGGACACGGAACAGACCGGCACGGUUCGGUUUGAUGGCUACGUCAUCGACGGGGCCACGGCGCUGUGGUGUGCAGCAGGGGCGGGGCACUUUGAGGUGGUGCGCCUGCUGGUGAGUCACCAUGCCAACGUUAACCACACCACCAUCACUAACUCCACCCCCUUGCGGGCGGCGUGCUUCGACGGGCGCCUCGACAUCGUCUGCUACCUGGUGGAGAACAGCGCCGACAUCAGCAUCACCAACAAGUACAACAACACCUGUCUGAUGAUCGCCGCCUACAAGGGCCACACGGACGUGGUGAAGUUCCUGCUGGAGCAGGGGGCGGACCCCAACGCCAAGGCCCACUGCGGGGCCACCGCCCUGCACUUUGCAGCUGAGGCGGGUCAUCUGGACAUCGUCAAGGAGCUGGUGCGUUGUCAGGCAGCUAUGGUGGUGAACGGACAUGGCAUGACUCCCCUGAAGGUGGCGGCCGAGAGCUGCAAAGCUGACGUGGUGGAGCUGCUGCUGACAUACGCCGACAUCGACAUCCACGACCACAUCGAGGCCCUGGAGCUGCUGGGAGCCUCAUUCGCCAACGACCGGGAGAACUACGACAUCCAGAAGGCGUACGAGUUCAUGUACAUGGCCAUGUUGGAGCGCUACAGCAACCCUGAGAAUAUCAUCGCCAAGGAGCUGCUGCCGCCCAUCGAGGCCUACGGGGGGCGCUGCGAGUGUCGGACACUUGUGGAGCUGGAGACCAUUUGUAUGGACCGGGACGCUAUGCACAUGGAGGGGCUGAUGAUACGGGAGCGAAUCCUGGGCUCGGACAAUAUCGACUUGUCACACCCCAUCAUCUACCGCGGCGCCGUCUACGCCGAUAACAUGGAGUUUGAACAGUGCAUCAAACUGUGGCUGCACGCGCUGCGUCUGCGUCAGAAAGGAAACAGGAACACACACAAAGACCUGCUGCGCUUCGCCCAGGUGUUCUCCCAGAUGGUCCACCUGAAGGAGCAGGUCCUGGCCUCGGCUGUGGAGCAGGUGCUGAGCUGCAGCGUGGUCGAAAUUCAGAGAAGCAUGUCUCGAGUCGACACGGCGGCCGAGUCCGAGCUGCCGCAGGCCAUGGACAACUACGAGUCGAACGUUUUUACUUUUCUGUACCUGGCCUGCAUCUCCACCAAGACGACCUGCGGCGACGAGGAGCGUGCACGCAUCAACAAGCACAUCUACAACCUGAUCCAGCUGGACCCGCGCUCCCGUGAAGGCGCCUCCCUGCUCCACCUCGCCAUCAGCUCCAGCACACCUGUCGACGACUUCCACACCAACGACGUCUGCAGCUUCCCGAGCGCGCAGGUCACCAAGCUGCUUCUGGACUGCGGCGCGCAGGUCAACGCCGUCGACAACGAGGGAAACACCCCGCUGCACGUCAUCGUCCAGUACAACCGGCCAAUCAGCGACUUCCUCACACUGCAUGCCAUCAUCAUCAACUUGGUGGAGGCCGGCGCCCACACGGACAUGACCAACAAGCAGAAGAAGACGCCGCUGGAUAAGAGCACCACGGGCGUGUCGGAGAUCCUGCUGAAGACGCAGAUGAAGAUGAGCCUGAAGUGCCUGGCGGCGCGCGCCGUUCGCCAGCACCAGAUCACCUACAGGAACCAGAUCCCCAAAACGCUCGAGGAGUUUGUGGAGUUCCACUGAAACGGACCGGAGAGGACAGAAACUUUUAAAAUAAAUUCUUAUAAUUUUCUAACCAAUCAGUGCUGAGGGGGACAUUCAGUACUUACAGCUUUUUAUAAAAAAAAGUGGGCGUUUGUUUUUUUAUUUAAUUAUUAACCGCUGAGAAGCAGCCGCCACAGACGGGGAUCUGUCUGUGUCUCUGCAGCGCCGCCACUGCGAGACGCCAGGAGUGACGUCAUCGCCGCGCUGCUUCUUGAUUUUGCCUUAUCUUCUCGCCGAAGAGCCGCCAUGUUGCUGUGAUUCCACAGACUGAGUGAACGAGUGAGUGUGACGCAGAGACGAGGAGAGAGAGCUACAGGCGGAGAAAAUGAACGAAUGAAUGUACGAAUGAGACGCCAACAGACAAAACCUGACCUCGCCGGCGUUCAUCUCAUCUCAGACCGUAGGACGAGGGUUUAUUUUACUGUAACCACGACGACGACAACAACAGAGCUGACAGAGCGAUGACACAUGAUCUGACCGCUUAUGAUCAGGCUUUAAAUUAAUUUUAAGGGUUUUUUGUGCAGACGAUAUUUCUCUUGGCGCUUUUCUCUAAAAACUGAACGACACGGCCGACAGAGUGCAGACCGCCCCCAGAAAAAAUCAUUUUACUCGAGACGAGGGGGAUUUAUUGAUUUCAGCUCUUAGUUUUAAUAAGGGGGAAAUAUUUGUGUAUAAAGCAACGUUUAGGUUUGAGCCUCAUUGAAGGUUUUCUUAAUCCUGUUGGAGGAAGAAGUGAAUGUUUAAUAAAACAUGAAGUGGCGCCGUUUGAUGCUGUGUGUGGAGUAAAGUCGGGCUGUCUGCACACGCUCGGCCAUGUAGCGUCCUUUCUUUUAGGGGUUAAACAUAUUUAUAAAAUCUUCCUUCAUCCUGUUGUUUUUUUUGUUCUUUUAACUCCUGAGAGGCUCGUUCAUGAAUUUUUGUUUUUUAAAGUUUUAUCUUUUAUCUUAAGACAAAAGAACAGAAACCCCGAGAGUUCCAGCAGAGAUAGAGAGAUACCCUCGUUUUUAGUAAAUUAUCAGAUUUUUUUAUAUUUAAGAAUAAAAGAGGCGGACGGACAGACGAGGACCAGGGUCACACGUGAGCACGUUAUGAAGAAUAACCUCAGAAAUGUUUUCAUACUUUUAACGUUCUUUUCGUUCGAUUAGCGCUGAUUAGAAGUCUGAAUUUUUACCCAAAUAUUGUUCAUAUUUAAAUCAUGUUUAACCUCUUAGCACCGUGUCCACCUGGUGUUUGUUUUCAGUGAGGAGAGAGAGAUCGCAGAAUCAGGCUGCCAACCGGAGAAAAAAGCGCAGCGCCCAGCGUCUUUUUUUAGUGUGCUCCACCUUUUUGUGCGGCCGCUCUGAGCGCUCAAGUUGAAAAGGCGCUGUUGACAUCACCGGCGCUCUUUUACAAACAUUUGAUAUUCCCCAUAGUUUGAUGGGAAAUAAACCAUCUCAAAUAUAAAACAUUCAGUAAAAAGUAACAGAGAAGUGUCAGUCAUACAGCGGACCUUGUCAACAGACUGUUGUCAUGGAGACAGGACGGACAUGCAGCGCUUUUCUUCUCAGUGCACAAACGCUUCGUAUCAGAGCAUACGGCCUGAAACAAAAAACCGCUAGGUGGACACGGGGCCUUGAUUAGAGUCUGACCAAUCAAUCGGCCAAUCAAUCAGAAUAUUUUCAUUUAGCAAAAUCAACGACCUUUCUGACUUUAUUCUCAAAAAAUGUAACUUCUUCUUGCGACUGAUUCUGCAUCUUUCUCUCCGAUAAUAAUAAUUGAAAAUGGGAGUUUGAUCCUCGUCUGAGUGGACGUCAGAUCGUUUCGCUGCUUCAGCUUCAGGUUUUAAGUCUGGACAAAAUAAAACAUGAAAUGUUAAAGGUUCAGUGUUUCUGUCCUGCAGCCAAAGGCCCGAUCUGAUCCUCGAGUCCAUCGCAGAUUUGAUUUUAACUCAUCUUCUGUCCUUCCGUUUAUCCGCCCGUCUGCUCGCUGAGAAUCUGUUCAGCACACAGAGACUCUGGUGAAUCCUUCAGCUUUGAGUUUGAAGGGUUAGGAGUUCCUCUGAGGGGAUUAAACCGCACGUAAACAACAAAACAAAGCUGUCUGUUCGCCUCGACCUUUUCUAACCCCGAGGAAACUUGCAGGGAGGAGGUGAGCUUCAUUAUCUCCUUGCCAAGCAGAUGGCCUCGUCUCAGGAGCACGAGGCGGUUUGUGUGUGUUUGUGUUUCUAACAAAGACUCGUCAGUCUCUUUAAGUUAUUUCAUCCAUCGACGGUAGAGACUCUUGUCUCUCAUCGUCUCUUGUCCUCAGCACAAAAUGGUCGACCUGAACGCUCGUCAAUGAUUUUGAAGAACGAGUCCGCAGCUUCCCACAACUCGAUGUGACACUUCAGUAGAUAUGGCUUUGUUUGGAAACUGUCUCAAACUGCAGAGAGUUAUAAAUCAGAGAAAAGAUUCAAACAGAUCACAUCACUGAAGUCUUGGUUUGUUUUUGUGGCUUUUCUUUUGUCAUGAAAAUUGUUGCCAAAUGAUUAAAUCUCAAAGAGUCUGUGGUUAAA
Molecule: messenger RNA, 4901 nt
Organism: Labrus mixtus (cuckoo wrasse)
Lineage: Eukaryota; Metazoa; Chordata; Actinopteri; Labriformes; Labridae
Gene: fem1b
Product: fem-1 homolog b
Exons: 2
Coding region: 464-2347 (627 amino acids)
Molecular function (GO): protein binding
Source: RefSeq, a predicted model, not a curated record